GUGGUUAUUGCUGCAUAUAGCGAGGAAUAUUUCACCGAACCUGAUGCUUACAUUGACGAUACUAAUGCAAUAGUUGUUAAUGUUUCAAUAAUAAAACAACUUCCAACGGAAGCUCAAGGGCACUUUUCACUGUUUGGAGCGUCGAUGGGCGAAUUUGUGAUCGAUACCGGAAUCGAUGUAACACUGGAUCUAUGUGACAUAUUGAAUGAACCAAUUAUGAUGGGCCCACUUUUUGCAGCAUUGGGAUUUGAUCCAAACAGUUGCCCACCCGACGUUGGUGUUUACGGAACUGACGGCUAUAGGUUACAAAUGGACACAUUGCCAGAUGAUUUUCCGCCUAAUAAAUACAGAGUGAUUCUAGAAAUCUUAUAUCAAGGACAAGAAUUACUAGCUCUACAAGUGUCAUACGAUUUAAUCCUAGAAGAUGUGCUCGUUUCUUCUUACAAUAAAGAGUAUUUUUCAGAACCUGAUCUUUAUGUGGACGAUUCAAACGCAAUAAUUUUUAACAUUUCAAUAAUAAAACAGCUCCCUAUAAAUACUGAGAUAAUUAAUUUUUGUUUAAUAAUCAGUUUU
Molecule: messenger RNA, 573 nt
Organism: Cotesia congregata
Lineage: Eukaryota; Metazoa; Arthropoda; Insecta; Hymenoptera; Braconidae
Source: the annotation of a GenBank genome assembly